UGAAACGCUUGAAACCUUGAAUUCGUGUCUGUAAGUUGGCUAUGAUUUCGACGUUGAAGCUAAAGCCAAAAAAUAACAAGAGUGGGGGAUCUGGAGUGUCAGACCCCUGAGCCAUGUAAACAAAUAUAAACGAAGACAACAACAAAAUUUAUAAUUAUUGAAACGUUAUCAUUGAAUGAAAUGAUUUUUUGAGGUUAUUGUCAUGAGUCUGAACCGUCUGAACGUCAGAUCACGUCAGAUCUCAAUAUCGAAAGCAGCUGUUUCCGAAAGCUGUAUACGUGUUAUUUAAAAAAUACGUUUAACUUCGUACACCUUAAGCGCUAAUAUUGACUAAUUUGAGAAGUAGUUGGAAAAAUAACGAUAUGAGUAUACAUUCUACUGUCGCUCCUCAAAAAAUGGGGCCGAUGUGGCAACAGCAAGUUCUAGCUCUUGAUGCAAAAUACAACACAUCAAGAGCUGCUAAUCAUUCAACAGUAGGGUUGCUAUACAUUCGUCGUCGAAGUCAAUUAUUACGUGAAAAAGAUCCAAAAAAUACAGAGACACGAUUACAGUAUUUGAAGCACAGAGCAGAGUUAUUGCGCUUACGUUAUGGGAACUUGUCGGAUCAAGUGAGUCUAGGAUCACGAAUUUCAACAAACGUAUGUCCAACAGAAACUUCUUCAAGCAAUAACUGUCGACAAGAAAAUAUCAUGGGUUCUCUAGAAAUCGAAAAUCGUUUCGCUUGUGUGGGCAUUCAUCAUAUUUUUGAACACCACACAGCGCCUAUCUGUGCACUUAAAUUUGCAAACAAUGACAGAUCAAAAUUGUGUUGUGCCUCAUAUGAUGGAACAAUUUCCAUAUGUGACAUUACCAAGGAGUCGCUAAGUGUAGUAGCUCUUUUGGAGGGUCACAAAAAAGCUGUUACAGCCAUAGACUGGAGCAUAUCUAAUGAUCUCAUUGUUUCUUCGUCUCUUGAUUCCACUCUUCGUCUUUGGAGAGUUCAGACUGAUUCACCACCUGUUUGCCUACGGGUAGUCGGUAACCGGCUUUCGUGCGAAGUUUUAUGCUGUGCUUUUGUACCAGCUAAUAACAAUUUAGUGGUUGCCGGUACUGCGAAAGGAUAUCUACGGCUUCUUAAUGUAUCAACAGGAAUUUAUACACCAGGUGGAAGUUGCGCAAUUGGAGGAAAAAUACUCUCAUUGGUGUGCGAAGAGAGUGGUGGUUCUCUAAUGUGGGCUGGCAAUGAUCGGGGUAACAUUGUUUCAUUUCGUCUGGACUCGGGAACGGGAAGUCUUGUGAAACUGACUAGAAUGAAUGGUCCUGGUGGAGCAGUGACCAGUUUAUCUUGGCGAUCCUGGCUUUCCAGAGAAAUUCCAUUGCCCACAAUAUUGGUCAACAGUGCCUGUAAUCUUGUAUCCCUUUAUCUAGUGGCAAAUCGGUUGGGUGGUUUGGCUCUUUGGCGACAAUAUCCAAUCAAGCAUCGACAAUACCCAAUACGAUCGACAUUUUGUCCGCAAAUGGGUGCUUGCUUAAUGGCAAGCGGUUCCGAGGAUGGUUCUAUUCACUUUUUAGACUCAACGCGAGACGGAAGUGUGGAUCGCGUCAAUCGGCUUCAUGGACAUUCAGCCCCGACCAUUGCUCUUGCGUUCAAUUAUGACGAAUCGUACCUCGCAACCGUUGAUCACCAAGGAAUAGUUAUUAUUUGGCGUAAUCAACAGCGAAACUCGUGAUGAUCAAAGAAGGGUAAUCUAAAUCAGCAUUGAUUUAUACUUGAAAAAUACAAUUUCUUAAUCUUUAGUGGACGGGACUGGUCCCUUUAGGGACCACCUGCUUGGUUGGAGACUUGUCCUGAGGUAUACAUUCGAUUUAUACAUAUAUGAAUUGCACGAUUUGAAAGAUGUCGAUUUGAACUGAAAAUUUCCCGUCCUCUAAAGGUUAAUCGGGUUUUGUUACACUAUGCAUGUAUAUUACACAUCUCAUCCACAUUCUCGUUAAAAAUUCAUCAAAUUCCUAAGUACAUUAUUCAUAAAUGCAGAGUUCAACCUUGAUUUUUAAUGAAUAAGAGAACAGAAUGUGCAUUGAGGAGUAGCAAUAUAAAAUGUCAUCUUAAUGUACUAAAAGUUUACGAUAGAAGAGAAAGUAGAUGAGAAAAAUUAUAUGAAGGGAUUUGUAGUGAAGAGUGUAAAAGAAGUCCGUACACCGUAUAUAGUAAUAUAUUAAUUGUCCUAUAUUCAAAUGCAAUAACUACAAAUUAUAUAUAUAUAUAUCGCAUUGUGAUCGUGACAUGAUGAGUUCUCAAAUGAAGAGAAAAAAGUUUUAUCUGUGUAAACUAUAUCUGCGAUACUAAAGCUUCCUGUUUUAUAGAGUUACAAAAAACGAAUGAAUUCUUUAGAAUAUUAUAUUUUUGUUUAGCGACAUGUUUGUCAUUGGGCCGGAUUUAAUUGACUGUUUAUUGUUGGACAAUAAAUAUUAUAUCAAGUUGGA
Messenger RNA from Venturia canescens, 2463 nucleotides. Its product is annotated as WD repeat-containing protein 13-like. The record is from RefSeq and is a predicted model, not a curated record. Gene Ontology annotation, cellular component: nucleus. Lineage: Eukaryota; Metazoa; Arthropoda; Insecta; Hymenoptera; Ichneumonidae. The transcript is spliced from 4 exons. The coding region runs from base 363 to 1709 and encodes 448 amino acids. Gene Ontology annotation, molecular function: promoter-specific chromatin binding; protein binding.